AUGUCAAGUGGUGAAGAGGAUACUCCACUCGGAGAACUCCAGGCAAAACACAGAAAAGAGAAGAAGGACUUGCAGGCCAAGAUCCAAGCGUCGAAGAAAAAUGCAAAAAGGUGGCAACAAGAAGCAGCAAAAGAAGCAAAUGAAGCGGCCGAAGCGAUGGAAAAGGAAAUGAAAGAGAGACACGACCGAGAAAUCACUGAGCUCAAGUUGCAAGAGGUGAAAGUUGGAGGAACAGCGGAGGCUUCAAACGCUGCGAAAAAAGGCGAAAGUGAGCACGAAGAUGAUGAGGAGUCGAAAUUCUAUCGAGAACCCACGAAGAAGUCUAAGGCAAUGUUGCGACGUGAAAAGAAAGAGGAGGACAAUCGACGAGCAGCCGCAGCUGCGAAAGAAGAUGAGAAAAACGCUAAAUUCGGACAACGCGCUAAGGAGUGGGAAGUUAUCAAUCGACAACUUAUUGAACGAGGUCUCGAGACUGUGGAUAUACCGUCUGAUGGUGAUUGCCUUUUCAAUGCCAUUGCUGAUCAAUUGAGACAAAACGGCAACGGUGGAGUAACUGGAAAAGAGCUCCGAAGAAAAGCAGCUAAUUUUAUGCGUGCCCAUCCCGACGAUUUCAUGCAUUUCAUUGACACUUCAGAAAUUGAAGGCGACGAUAUUGAUCAUGAGGCAUUCAAGAAAUAUUGCAAGCGCAUCGAAGGGGACAGCGAAUUGUGGGGUGGUGAGCUCGAGAUUAACGCUUUGUCGAGAGCCUUGGAAAAUAAAAUACAGGUGAUUCAACCAGAUGGCCGUCUCCUUGAAUUUGGCACCGAUUAUUCAAAGAAAGCCCACUUUGUAUUAACAUAUCAUCAGCACGCCUUUGCUCUUGGAUGUCAUUAUAACUCGACACGUAAAGCAACACAAAAAAACGACGAA
This is a messenger RNA of Mesorhabditis belari, 909 nucleotides long. The record is from the annotation of a GenBank genome assembly. Lineage: Eukaryota; Metazoa; Nematoda; Chromadorea; Rhabditida; Rhabditidae.